UGAGAUACAAGAUAACAAGAAUCAAAUAAUGAGAUGCAAGAUAAACAAGAAUCAGAUCAUGAGAUGCAAGAAAAAGAAUCAAAUCAUGAGAUACAAGAUAAACAAGAAUCAAAUAAUGAGAUGCAAGAUAAACAAGAAUCAAAUAAUGAGGUGCAAGAAAAAGAAUCAAAUAAUGAUAUACAGGAUAAACAAGAAUCAAAUAAUGAGAUGCAAGAUAAACAAGAAUCAAAUCAUGAGAUUCAAGACAAUAAAGAACCAGAUCCAAGGAUACAAGACAACGAAGAAUCAAAUCUUGAGAUACAAGAAAAUCGUGAGAUUCAAGAAGAUAAAGAUUCAAACAGUAAGAUUCAAGAAGAUAAAGAUUCAAACAGUGAGAUGCAAGAAAAUAAAGAAUCAAAUCGCGAGAUACAAAAUAUCCAAGAAUCAAAGCCUGAAUUGCAGGAAUACAAAGAAUCAAAUCCUGAGAUGCAAAAAAAUACAGAUUCAAAAACCGCGACACAAGAAGAAAAUUCAAAUCCUGACAGGCAAGAAAAAUCGGAUUCAAAUCCUGAAAUGCAAGAAACCAAAGAAUCAAACCAUGAAAUGCAAGAAAGCAAAGAAUCGAAUCCUGAGACACAAGGAAACAAAGAAUCGAAGCCUGAGAUGCAAGAAAACGCGGAUUCAAAUCGUAAGAUACAAGAAAUUAUGGAGUCAAAUCCUGGGACACAAGAAAGCAAAGAAUCGAAUCGUGAAAUGCAAGAAAAAGAAUCGAAUCCCGAGACUCAAGGAAACAAAGAAUCGAAGCCCGAGAUGCAAGAAAACGCGGAUUCAAAUCGUGAGAUACAAGAGUCGAAUCCUGAGAUACACGAAACCAAAGAAUCGAAAAGUGAAAUGCAAGAAAAAGAAUCGAAUCCCAAGACUCAAGGAAACAAAGAAUCGAAGCCCGCGAUGCAAGAAAACGCGGAUUCAAAUCGCGAGAUACAAGAGUCGAAUCCUGAGAUACAAGAAACCAAAGAAUCGAAGCCUGAGAUACAAGAAACGCGGAGAGAAUUCAAAUCGCAAGAUACAAGAAACUAUAGAGUCGAAUCAUGA
Molecule: messenger RNA, 1071 nt
Organism: Penaeus vannamei (Pacific white shrimp)
Lineage: Eukaryota; Metazoa; Arthropoda; Malacostraca; Decapoda; Penaeidae
Source: RefSeq, a predicted model, not a curated record